UUGGACAAGCUGGUCAUCAUGGCAGGGACCGUUCUGCUGGCGUAUUAUUUCGAGUACACGGACACUUUCCCCGUACACGUCCAGGGAUUCUUCUGUUUCGACAAAGCCUACUCCAAGCCGUGCCCAGGACCAGAGGACAACAGCAAGGCGCCUCCCGUUCUCGUCUACUCCCUCGUCACUGCCAUCCCCACUGUGACGAUUCUGAUUGGAGAAGUGACCAGUUUCUUUGUAAAGACAGAAGGCGCUCAGGAGAAGACCAUAGUGACUGCUGACUGCUGUUAUUUCAACCCUCUCCUCCGUAGGAUAGUUCGCUUUUUGGGUGUUUACUCCUUUGGUCUUUUUACCACUACUAUUUUUGCCAACGCUGGACAAGUUGUGACAGGAAACCAGACACCUCAUUUCUUGUCCACCUGCAAGCCAAAUUACACAGCUCUGGGCUGCCAGUCUCCUCUGCAGUACAUCACAGAGCUCCGAGCCUGCACGGGGAACCCUUUCCUGGUGGUAUCCGCUCGCAAGUCCUUCCCCUCCAAAGAUGCGGCCCUCAGCUUUUAUUCGGCCAUCUACACAGUGAUGUAUGUGACCCUGAUGUUCCGGACCAAAGGAACCCGACUGAUGAAGCCCACCAUAUGCUUGGUGCUGCUCUCUCUGGCUGUGCUGGUGGGAGUAGUCAGGGUGACUGAACACAGAAACCAUUGGAAUGACAUCCUGGCUGGAUUUGUGACGGGAGGGGCCAUCGCUGCAUUCCUGGUGUCAUGUGUGAUUAACAACUUCAAGCCAACCCAGAUAGCAGGGCCUCAUCCGCAUCCACAUCCUCCACCUCCACCCCCACACUGUCAGCGUUCAGAGCCCUCAGUUGGACUGCCUUUGCUCAGCCUGCCCCGUGUGGAAAGCCCACUUGAAAAGCUCCAGGGUUACCGUAUUCUGAGAUCACAUGACCAUCAGCCAACCCCGUCCCCCGUCCCUCCAGAUGUGCUCCUCCCGCCAAGACGUUGCCUCACCAGCGCAGUCUAG
Messenger RNA from Menidia menidia (Atlantic silverside), 1011 nucleotides. The record is from the annotation of a GenBank genome assembly. Lineage: Eukaryota; Metazoa; Chordata; Actinopteri; Atheriniformes; Atherinopsidae.